Molecule: messenger RNA, 775 nt
Organism: Closterium sp. NIES-67
Lineage: Eukaryota; Viridiplantae; Streptophyta; Zygnematophyceae; Desmidiales; Closteriaceae
Source: the annotation of a GenBank genome assembly
CUCGCGCGACAUGAAGCAGCACGUCGAACACCUGCGACGCGUCUUCGAAAUUCUUCGACGAGAACGGUUCUACGUCAAACUAUCCAAGAGCAAAUUCGCCUUUGAAAAGGUCCAGUUCCUAGGACACAUGGUGAGCGCUCAAGGAGUUUACGUCGACCCCAAGAAGAUCGAAGCCGUACGUACGUGGAAGACAACCGAGAAUGUGAAGGAGUUGCAGCAGUUUCUAGGCUUCACCAAUUACUACAACAUGUUCGUGCCACAGUAUGUGAAAAUCGCAGCACCACUCACAAAUCUGCUGAAGAAGAACACACCCUACAAAUGGGAGCCGAAGCACCAGGAAGCUGUGGAGCAACUGAAGCAAGCACUCACGUCCGCACCAGUACACAUCUUGCCAGAUCCCGAACGCGACUACGUCAUCGAAGCUGACGCCAGCGACCAGGCAGUGGGAGCAGUCUUGAUGCAAGACCAGGGGAAUGGACUGCAACCAAUCGCCUUCCUCAGCAAAAAACUGGACGGGGCAGAUCUAAACUAUCCAAUACACGACAAAGAGGCCCUUGCCAUCAUCAUCGCCUUCAAAGCGUGGAGAUGUUAUCUCGAAGGACGAAGAACAACCGUCUACACCGACCACUGCAGCUUAAAAUAUUUGAAGACACAACCCAACCUUUUCAGGCGGCAGGUCCGGUGGAUCGACUUCCUCGAGACACACUUCCACUACGACAUCGUGUACAAGCCCGGCCACAAAAACAAAGCGGAUGCUCUCAGCCGACCUGCACAC